GUACAAAAGUGGAUGCGCAGCCUUGCUGAUGAAUUGUCGGAGAGGUUAAUGAUGGACCAAACAGCAAAUAAAAGAAGAGCAAAGACGAUUACAGUCAGUGUAAGAUUAGAUGGAGAUGAACGAUGGACUUCCCUCUCAAGAUCAUGUAGUCUUCCGUCAUACAGUGCAGAGCGCAUAACCCAAGUAGCCAUCUCACUCAUUCAGCACACCAAUGAAGCACCACCAAAGGAUUCAGUGUGGUCACCAGCCAUCAAGAAUAUAAGUCUUUCAGCAGGAAAGUUUGAGGACUGGGCUGGAGCUAGUUCAGGCAGUAUCCAAGAAAUGUUCAAGAAAGUUGCAAAAGCAAAUAUAACUUCUACAGUGCCAUCGUCAUUAGUGACAGACUGGUUAAUGGAUGAAAGUUUAACCAACAAAGAGAAUAAAAGAACACAGUAUUCUUCCCAUGACUUGUCUAUGGAAAGUAAUUUGGUUCAUGAGGUUAGUCCACUAGCAAAGGAAAAUACCUCAGCUAAAACAAAAUUAAUUCCGGAAGAUAACCUUGAAUACAACCCCAAGAAACCACAGGAUGUAGGUGCAGGUUCAAGUAAUUCAUUUUUCAGGAACUUUCUCUUGCGAAGACAACAGAUGAAGGCAGGAGAUGUGAAUGAUGAUAAAGAGACCUUGACAAAUUCAGUCCCUGGUGCUGACAAAAUUCAGGUAGAUGAAUCUGCUGAAGAAAGUGAAAAUGCAGAUCUUGACCUUUUAGUAAGUCAAUUAGAAGAAAAUGAAAAUGAAGAGGAAGUAGAUAGUGGCCAGGAUAAUAAUGGUGAAAUUGAUAGUAAUAGUGAUGACGACUCUAUAUAUCAAGCUUCCACUGAUGUUGAUUCAAGUUUUGCAACUCAGAAUGAUGGUAGUCAAGAUCUUUUUAUGGAUUAUGAUGUCAGUAAUGAGGAAAAAGGAAAUAAGCAGUUACACAUUGAAAUUGAUGAAGCAAACAUUGAUCCUUUGGAUAAUUUUGAAGAAGCAGAAAGGUCUCUGGAUGGACUUCAAGGAGAAGCACAGAUUGGUCAUAAUUUUGAAACACACAGUGGGUCGAAAGUGUCAGUUCACGAACUCUUCCCAGAUCUAGAUAAUUUUGAUGAAUCCUUGUUGCCCAUGUUGCCAAGUGACUUGAGAACUGAAGUAGAAAAAGCUCUUGCAGCUCAUAAGGCAAAAACAGAAGUUAAGCAGAAAAAGACAGGUUUAUGGAAAUAUGUCACAAGCAGCCCAUCCAAAAGCACAUCAUCUCCAGACAAGCAAGCUUCAAGUACAUCUGUCACACCACAGAAGAACAGGAGUGUUAUUCCAGAAGGAUCUCCACAAUCAAGCAGUUGCAUGGCAUUUGUGAAUGGAGGCAUCCAAAAGGCCACAAAGGUGCUCCUGAACUGUCAUGAAAGUCCUGAAACUGUGGCUCAAGGAAGUACAAAGACUGUUGGAAGCGUUCAAAGCAAUGACGACACAGUAGAGUGUGAAGAGUGUGGUGCUCAGAUAUCUGCGUUUGAAAUGCCAGAACACCUUGAUUAUCAUGUAGCCCUGAGGCUUCAAACAGAUAUAAGACAGGAAAUGAGACAAGAUUCUGAGAGCUUAACACCAAGGAUCAAUAAAGACUUCAGCAGGAAUUUAAGAGGCAAGAAGAGAGGAAGACCAAGUAAAGGGGAGGUUGUAAGUAAAUCAGGCAAAAUUCAAAAAUUGGAUUCAUUUUUCAGAUAGAAAGGAAUCAGAUAAUAUUAGCAAAGGUCUGCCUAUAGGGAAAGUUCUGAAAAUAUAAAAUUUCAGUGUUCAUUUCUAUAUCUUGGUCCUUUUAUUUAUCAUGGGGAAAGUUUUUGACAUGAAGCAACAGUACCUAAUAGACAUGUAAUAACUUGUUUGUAAAGAAAUGGUUUUACUAAGAAUUUUAUACCCUGAAUGAUUCAGAGCAGAGAAGUCUGACAUACCUAGCAUGGUAAUUUUCAUUGAUUUGCAGACCUUAAUGAACAUACCUGUUGAUAGGUCUAAAGCAGAAGUUACAUGUGGGUUUCAUCCCCAGGUGUAUUUACAAUAGCUAUUGUAAUAACUGGCAUACCAAUUAUAUGAAGUCAUAUUGUAAUAAAACAAAAACAGUAUAGCACAUUAAAACUGUUGAUAGAUGCACAAAAAUGUAUCUAUAUAUACAAAUAUAUUUUUUAAUGUUAUCUAUAUAUUUCCUGUAACAUGGCCUUAUAAAAAGGAUAAACUGAAAUAAGUUAUUAAUAAAAUCUAAGAUUUGAAAUUAAACAUAAAUAAUAUAUAACUGCAUAGGACAAACUAUUGAAUGUGCAAUCAUCAUAGGUUUACACAUUUGCUCACACAACGUAACUGAAAAUAAAGUAUGUGAAAGCAAAUAAAGUUUUUGUUCUUCAUUAAAUGUAUGAAAGCAAUCAAUUCAUUUACUCUUAAAUAC
Molecule: messenger RNA, 2437 nt
Organism: Penaeus vannamei (Pacific white shrimp)
Lineage: Eukaryota; Metazoa; Arthropoda; Malacostraca; Decapoda; Penaeidae
Source: RefSeq, a predicted model, not a curated record